Molecule: messenger RNA, 726 nt
Organism: Vicia faba (fava bean)
Lineage: Eukaryota; Viridiplantae; Streptophyta; Magnoliopsida; Fabales; Fabaceae
Source: the annotation of a GenBank genome assembly
AUGCAAACCGUUUCAGGUUCAUCUCUUAGUGAGGUUUCUGGAAAGUUCGAAAACGAUUUCUUCGCGAAACUGAAAAUCGAAGACGAAGUUAAGCAAGAAAAAUAUGAGGUAAACGAAGAGGAUGAUGAUGAAGAGUUUACUUUCGUUUUCGCAGAUCCUAACGGCUCGCCGAUUUCCGCUGAUGAUGUGUUUGAUAAAGGUCAGAUUCGUCCUAUUUUUCCUAUAUUCGGUCAGGAUCUUCAUUUCACCGACGAUUACGAUAGUGAAUCUGGAAACCGUUCGCCGGUGAGGAAGAUUUUCCUUGAAUCGCCAUCUUCCUCCGGGAAAGCAACAUCGUCGUCGACUUCUGCGGCGGUGGAAGAAGGGACGUACUGCGAGUGGAAUCCGAAAGUAGCGAAGAAGAGCAACUCGACGGGAUCAUCGAAGCUAUGGAAGUUACGCGAUCCGAAGCUGAGAAGUAACAGUGACGGUAAAGAUGCUUUUGUGUUUUUGAAUCCGGCGAAGGUGGAGAAAGCGAGUUCCGGCGAGAAAAACGUCGUGGUAAGGAAGGUGAAAGUGGCUAAGGGGAAACCGGCGCCGUCGGCGCAUGAGAAACAUUAUAUGAUGAGUAAAGCUAGGAAGGAAAGUGAUAAACGGAAGUCUUACUUGCCGUAUAGGCAAGAGUUGUUUGGGUUCUUUUCGAGUACUAAUGGAUUGGGAUUGAGUAGGAAUGUUCAUCCUUAUUGA